UUCAGAGAGCUUCGGGAGGUUCGGCGAAGAGAUCCAUCAUCACAAUGUCGAUUGAAGACCGAUCAUUGGACGCUUUGAAAGAGGGAGGCACUGCUACAGUCAUAGACAGAAGUGAUUAUGGUUGGAACACGCGCAAACACAAGCUUUAUUCGAUGAAUGACACCGGCUCAGCUCCAGAUCACUACUUGCACGUCGAUAGCGACGGUUUCUUGAAAGCAAAUGGAGGAGUCAAUAGUGAUAAUAUUUUCACUGUCUACACUCAAACUGUGGGGUCUAAAGUUGUUGUUAUGUUGGAGCACGAUAGUACAAAGAAAGUUGUGGCUAUAAGUACAAACUCCGACGAGGUAUGUGCAAAGACUCUUCCUGUAGGGACCACUUUAAGUCAGUUCAAUAACUUGAGCAAGGCCAAAGCUUCCGAGCCGAACAUUUUGUUCCACAAGAAACCGCGGACACCUGGGAGUGAGCAUUUUCACUUGCAGUCAUACUUGGAUGCUCAGAAGAGAGUUGGAUUUGACCCUAAUGGCAUUCCAAUGCCUCCUUCUAAAGUAAAUCUUCAGCACCCUGCAAGUCUUUUCAAGAUGUACACUAGUUAAGCGCUUUCAACUUUUCUCAACUUUUAACACAUGUUUGUUAAUUUUUUUUUUAAUUAAAAAAUUUCCUUGGAAACAAGUAAUUUUACCUAAUUACAAACUUUCUAUACAUGAAUCCGCAAUGAAACCCAUCUUAGAUAAUUGGCGAAUAAACUGUUAUAAAGAACCUUGACGUGAAAAACAAGGCUGACUCUAACAAAUUUAUGCUGUAUGAUUUUCCAAAUAGCAAGUGGAAUAAUAAAAAAAAGUU
This is a messenger RNA of Stylophora pistillata, 840 nucleotides long. RefSeq lists its product as uncharacterized. NCBI's taxonomy places the organism in Eukaryota, Metazoa, Cnidaria, Anthozoa, Scleractinia, Pocilloporidae. The record is from RefSeq and is a predicted model, not a curated record.